CUCGCCGUGUUCCUUACUUUGUUCAGCCUCUCUGAAAGCAAACAGAAAGACUUUUAUACUUUUAAACUGGUAAACAGCAGAGGGAAGUUAGUGUCCCUGGAAAAAUACCGAGGUUCGAUGUAAUCUAAUUAACACAAGCCGUACUGCUGUGGAUCAGAUCGCUAUAGCAUUGUCGGGAUGUCCCAUCCGUCUUGUAGCACUGCUGGCCUACGUGGCAGCAGGAGGCCUGCUGAGCUCCCCUUUCAUUCAAACAAGGUGUCACUGGUGGUGAAUGUUGCCAGUGAAUGUGGCUUCACAGAGGAGCACUACAAAGACCUGCAGCAGCUCCAGCGGGACUUGGGGCCAUAUCACUUCAAUGUGCUGGCCUUCCCCUGUAACCAGUUUGGGCAGCAGGAGCCGGGAAGUGAUAAGGAGAUUGACGGCUUCGUGCGCAGAGUCUACAGUGUCUCCUUCCCCCUGUUCAGUAAAAUAGCUGUUGUGGGAACUGGAGCUAACAAUGUGUACAAGUACCUUGUAGAGUCUUCUGGAAAGGAACCUGACUGGAAUUUCUGGAAGUAUCUCAUUGAUGUUAAUGGCAAAGUGGUGGAUGCAUGGGGACCUAAAGUUUCUGUCAAAGAACUUCGACCAAAAAUAGCUGAAAUGGUGCGUCAGAUAAUUUUGAAGAAGAAAGAAGAGCUGUAACCUCUUGUGAAAAUUCUUUCUACUACACAGCCUCCCGUUGUAUGAAUUUUAAAUGUAUUGGUAAGCCAAGAGGAUGAACUGAACACAUUUAUUUCACUUGUGAAAAAUGUUAGUCAUUUAUUUCAAGUCUUUGAGGGAAAGAAUAUUGUACUUUCUAACAGCACUGAAAAGACACCACUAUGUUUCCAAAUGAAAUGUCAAUUGUUAAAUCAGGUUAAUGACAUUAUAAACUGCAGCCUUCAGUUACAGAGCUCCUGUCUCUGUAUGUUUUUAAUGAUGUGGAUUGUGUUUUUUAUUGAUUCUGAUUUGUGAAUAAACAGUUAUUUUGAUAACUGAUA
Molecule: messenger RNA, 1019 nt
Organism: Notolabrus celidotus (New Zealand spotty)
Lineage: Eukaryota; Metazoa; Chordata; Actinopteri; Labriformes; Labridae
Gene: gpx7
Product: glutathione peroxidase 7
Exons: 4
Coding region: 178-681 (167 amino acids)
Biological process (GO): response to oxidative stress
Molecular function (GO): glutathione peroxidase activity
Source: RefSeq, a predicted model, not a curated record